UCUUUUAUAUAUAUAGAUGUUAAAUUUAUAUUGAUUCAAUUUAUGCCUUGGCUGCUGCCUGACCCGAUAAUGUCUAUUAUUCAGUUUCAGGCGUAGCAAUAAUGUUCAUAGGCAAAUACCCCAAAUGUGCAAACCCCUCUUCACCUGCAAAAUAGCCCUAAGAAUCGAAUGGGGCAUAUCCCCCUAUAUUGUAUGGUGGCCAGACCUCGAAAAGAAGAACUUCCUUAAGAAGGUGGAAAAAAUCCUGCGAGCAGCAGCAAUAUGUAUAUGCGCUGUACUACGAUCUACCCCAAACGAAGCCCUAAAUGCCAUACUCAGCAUACCAAAUCCAGGACUAGCUGGAAUAGAACUAGCGAAAGAAGCGGCAAUCAGGCUAAGGAAAACGCAGCAAUGGAGCACCCUUAAUAAGGGCCAAUCUACCAUUCUACUAAAUGACCCACUCCUUUAUGGUAAUACAGACUAAUGCACUCUCAGGGAGUAUCCACAAACUCCUUUAUAUAGGUAAGGGAUAUCCAUAACCUUUAUGCUCCCCUGAACCAAAGUCCAGAACAAACAUUGAAACCUAUAUAGAACUGUUUCUAUGUUUAAAAAAAUUUCUUGCAGUUUUAAAAGGUUCAGUAAAGCAAAACAGAUU
Messenger RNA from Drosophila ananassae, 634 nucleotides. RefSeq lists its product as uncharacterized. NCBI's taxonomy places the organism in Eukaryota, Metazoa, Arthropoda, Insecta, Diptera, Drosophilidae. The transcript has 2 exons. The coding region runs from base 125 to 463 and encodes 112 amino acids. The record is from RefSeq and is a predicted model, not a curated record.